Molecule: messenger RNA, 5061 nt
Organism: Sceloporus undulatus (fence lizard)
Lineage: Eukaryota; Metazoa; Chordata; Lepidosauria; Squamata; Phrynosomatidae
Gene: TRPC4AP
Product: transient receptor potential cation channel subfamily C member 4 associated protein
Exons: 19
Coding region: 30-2411 (793 amino acids)
Biological process (GO): ubiquitin-dependent protein catabolic process
Cellular component (GO): Cul4A-RING E3 ubiquitin ligase complex
Molecular function (GO): phosphatase binding
Source: RefSeq, a predicted model, not a curated record
UUUCCUGUUUGCCAGAGUCAGGAACGGCAAUGGCGGCGUUUGGAGGCGGCGGAGGGAAGGGGGCGACCCCGGCCCUGGCGGUGGGGCCUGCUUCCCCUCCUCUCGCUCCCGGUCCGGGCCGGUGCGAGGCUCCUCGGGGAGGGACGCUGAACAUCUUGACGCAGCUCCGGAGGGCGCAGCUGAGCGGCCGAGGCCUGACUCGAGGGCCGCAGAUUACAGAAGCAUUGUUAAAGGAAAGAGAUAAACAAGCAAAAUGGAAUGGCAUUCCGUUGCUCCUACAAAAGCUGUAUGAAAAUAGCCAUCCCAACAGUGAUUUUUCCCAGUGCCAAAGCAUCUUAAAGGAGAUUUCUCCCCUCCUUUCAAUGGAAGCCAUGGCAUUUGUUACAGAAGAAAGAAAAACUGCUCAAGAAUCCACUUUUCCAAAUACAUACACAUUUGACUUGUUUGGAGGAGUUGAUCUACUGGUAGAGAUACUUAUGAGGCCAACUCUUAUUACACAGAAGAAAAAACAGAAAAUAAGUGAUGACCUCAUCAAGGAUUGUUUAAGCAUAUUGUACAACACUUGCAUAUGUACUGAAGGAGUCACUAAACGAUUGGCAGAAAGGAAUGAUUUUGUGUUGUUUUUGUUUACAUUAAUGACAAACAAAAAGACAUUCCUGCAAACAGCCACUCUUAUUGAAGACAUCCUGGGAGUGAAAAAGGAAAUGAUUCAACUGGAGGAUAUUCCAAAUCUCUCCAGUCUGGUUUCUAGCUUUGAUCAACAGCAACUUGCAAAUUUCUGCAGGAUCCUUGCAGUUACAAUUUCAGAGCUUGACACAGGCAGUGAUGAUAAACAUACACUACUAGCAAAAAAUGCUCAACAGAAGAAAAGCUUGGGUCCUUCUCGGGCUGAAAUUAAUCAAGCUACACUUCUAAAUAUACCAGGCUUCAUUGAACGAUUGUGUAAACUAGCAACCAGAAAAGUUUCAGAAACAACAGGAACUUCCAGUUUUCUUCAAGAAUUAGAAGAGUGGUACACCUGGCUAGAUAAUGCACUUGUCCUCGAUGCACUAAUGCGUGUGGCAGAUGAAGAGACAGAGCAAAGCAGCACAGAAUCUUCAGAUGAGAGUGGGUUUGCCAACCCCUCUACAAGGAAUCAGCUUCCGCAAUCUAUGAAGAUCAUGCAUGAGAUCAUGUAUAAGCUGGAAGUUUUGUAUGUUCUCUGUGUACUUUUAAUGGGCAGACAAAGGAAUCAGGUUCACAAAAUGAUUGCGGAGUUCAGAUUGAUCCCUGGCCUUAACAAUUUGUUUGAUAAAUUGAUCUGGCGGAAACAUUCAGCAUCAGCUCUUGUUCUACAUGGGCAUAAUCAAAACUGUGACUGUAGUCCAGAUAUUACCCUGAAGAUCCAGUUUUUGAGAUUGCUUCAGAGUUUUAGUGAUCAUCAUGAGAACAAAUACUUGCUUUUAAACAGCCAAGAGCUAAAUGAACUGAGUGCGAUCUCUCUCAAAGCCAACAUUCCUGAAGUAGAGGCAGUUGUGAACACAGACAGAAGUUUAGUUUGUGAUGGAAAAAGAGGCUUGCUAACCAGACUGCUUCAGGUAAUGAAGAAGGAACCAGCAGAAUCUUCAUUUAGGUUUUGGCAAGCAAGGGCAGUUGAAAGCUUCUUACGAGGUGCUACUUCCUAUGCCGACCAGAUGUUCCUGCUAAAGAGAGGGCUCCUAGAGCAUAUUCUCUACUGCAUUGUUGACAGCGAGUGCAAGUCACGAGAUGUGCUUCAGAGUUACUUUGACCUACUGGGCGAACUGAUGAAAUUUAACAUAGAUGCUUUUAAGAGGUUCAAUAAAUACAUUAAUACAGAUGAAAAGUUUCAGAUAUUUUUGAAUCAGAUCAACAGUUCACUGGUGGAUUCCAACAUGCUAGUUCGCUGUAUUACUUUAUCCCUAGAUCGAUUUGAGAGCCAGUCAGAUAUUAAAGUUGCAGAAGUCUUGUCUGAGUGCCGCCUGUUAUCAUAUAUGUCACAGAUGUCCAUGAGGAUGUCCUUCCUUUUUCGGCUCAUUAAUAUUAUUCAUGUACAGACACUCACACAGGAAAAUGUAAGUUGUCUGAACACAAGUCUAGUUAUCUUAAUGCUGGCCCGAAGGAAAGACAAGUUGCCAUUCUAUCUGCGUACGCUCCAAGAGAUGGAAUACACGAAGAAAUAUCCUGGCUUCAUCCUGAAUAAUUUUCACAGUCUUCUGCGUUUCUGGCAACAGCAUUACCUCAAUAAGGACAAGGAUAGCACCUGCUUAGAAAAUAGUUCAUGUAUUAGUUUUUCCUACUGGAAAGAGACUGUAUCUAUACUGCUUAGCCCAGACCGGACAUCACCUUGUGCCAUAGUUAGCUACAUUGAUGAGGCAUACAUGGACAUUGACAGAGACUUCACUGAGGAGUGAUUCUUCAGUUUCUGACUUCCAGUGGACUGUGCUUCAGAGGGAAUCUUGCAGACAACGGAUUUUCAGGGAUAUGCUAUGUGCACAAGCUUAGACAUAUGGGGUGUCACCAUGUUAAAAGUUUUUUCUCCACUCCAUCCCCCACCCCAGCUCUGUUUGGAAGAGCAGGACUUCACAAACUUCCAGGGCAACAUAUUCAGGGACACUCAUGUGCUGUGAGAAAUUGUCUGCAAAAAAAAAAAAGUCCAGCUUUUUUUCCUGCUCGUAAUGGCUAGAACUCCGUGAGCCUGAUAGAUGGGAUCCAUCAGAUGUGCAGUGAUUAGCUGUGGCUUUCCUGCCUGAUUACCAGAAUAAGAUGUUAAAAGUACAAACAGUUUUCUGGACAAUUCAGACAAGCCAGUUUUGUGGUAUGAUACAUACCAAGUGCACACCAGCUGUAUUUAAGCCAUCUUGAAAGUUUUUUUCCAUUCUUCUUCCUUUGCAUUGGGAUUUUGAGCUGCUUGUUUAUGGGUUUUGUUUUAAACUUCAUGAUGGAAGUGGCUGUCUGAGCCUCAGCAUACUACUUUGGAAUUGUUUCUUUCCUACAAAACUGUACCCAAACAGCCUUUUUUACUGUACUAUGGUACUGCAUACAGAAGUACCUCUCUCUCUCCAAUGGAAUUUUUUUUUUUGUUUCCAGUUGAGUUUACAGUAGAGUGGGCAUACAUUAUGGUGAUAGUUUUAAUCUAAAAGCCUAGCUUUGACUAGGUACUAACAAACUGAAACUUAACUUUUUCUAAAUGCUGCAGCCUGACCAUUUUGUCAAUAAAGAAUCUAUAGAAAUGUAAACCUUCCUACCAAAUUCCUGCUUUAAUGGAACAUAAAAUCUGCUCUUGAACAGUCAUGCUAAUCUUCAGUCUGGGGACCUAGUAACACAGCCUACAAUUAUUAAAUUAACACCUUUAUUCUGAUGAAUGUAUUUUAUGUUCCUGAAGCAUAAUAGUUAUUGGAACUUUCCAUACUUCUGUUGAUACCUGUAUUAGAUGCUGCAUGUUGUACUUUAUAUGGGAUGAGGUAUUCAGCAAAACCUGAGCUGAUUUUUGAAGUCAGAAACUUUCUGGAAUGAACAUUUCAUUGCAAUACUGUGCUAAAACACUUUAUAGGGUUUAUGAAACAUUAUCAAUUCUAUCUUCCCCUGUUUUGAAUUAUUCUGAUCAUCCCUUAAUCUGUACAUAAUGUGUAGUUCUGGAACAUAUUAUAUACUGCAGAAUAUAUCCCUGUAAAGCCUUGUGUUAGAAUGGUAAGUCCUUGUGGUAUUUUUCUUCUGACACAAAGCAUUUCUCUAAAUUAAAAUUAAGUGGCAGAAUCACUUCUUAGUUACAUCAGCAAUUUCCAGGCAUCCACAUAAAGCUAGCAGUGUCUAGGACUGAAGAUUACUUGACUUGCUAUUUUGCCUCGUCUUGCAUUCUUUCCGACAUCUUAUUUAGGGUAUAACUUUUGGUGGAGAAACAUGGUUGUUCAGCCACAGAUAUUGUCUUCAUUACUGGAGUAUUUACUAGGGGUGGGGGGAAUAAAGGCUCUCACUUCCAAUAUAAAUUAUAUAGUAGUAUUCCCUAUCACACAGGUCUAGUUGCUCUUUCAUUUAAAGAGUACAACUGGCUGUGCAUUUAUUAGUAGAACAAGACUGCACUUUAUUAAGACUAAGUCCAUGUCUUUUUUUUUCCUUUUUGAAAAUUAAAGUGGAAUCCUGGGAGCAAAUCAUGUAUUUGCUGUAUAGUAGUAGACAGCUGCAUGCUUGAAAAAAUCUCAAUGAUACAUUGAUGUUUUCUUCUUGAGAGGUGCUUUGGUUUUUACUAUACUGCCUUUUCAAUUCCACAUGCUCUUGUAGAUGUUACUCAAGAGUCAAAACGUUUGAACAACUGAAUGCAUGUGUCUCCCUCUUGUGCUGAUUCUGUGACAGCAAUACCCAUGCACUUCAAAGUAACUGUUGUGUAUUAAAAAAGAAAUUAAUUUGGACUUUAUUAAUAGCAAUUAUUACAGCUAAAUAGCACUGCCACAAAUCUGCAGUCUACAUCAGUAUGUCUUUCUUUGCCAUUGAAUGGUCAGGCUGCUUUUUUCCUUUAUAAAUCUGGCUUGAGUGAGACUGAUCUCACUAGUGAAAAUUCUUCAACUGCUCCUGGGACAACUUGGGGGUUUCAGCCAUCAUGGUCUUUGUUUCCGAAUUACUGGUGGAGGCAAUUCUGAGGGGUUGAGUUGAAUUUUUGGCUCUGUCUACAUUCUUUGCCUUCAGGUUCCUGUGAGGGAAUCAGUGCACCUAAGCUUUCCUGCUACAGCAGAAACUUCUCUGCAGAUGUUUAUAGAGACUGCGGGGAGGGGCUUGUACAAAACACCUAUUGGUUCAGGAUUUGUUCCAAUGAUUUAUACUUGCCUGUAGCUUAAAAAAUUGAAGAGGUCACUAGUGGCUGUGUGUUGGAGUUGGCUUGGAUUUGUAAUCACUAAAGCAAUGGAACUGAUGUGUGACAAAAGGUGGAGCCUACCAGGCCAGCAAAUGUUCCCCGAAUUUUUAAGUAUUUUAGAUGAAUUAAUGUUCAUGCUGCCCAGAUUAAUGCUGAUUUACUAACAGCACAUAAAUGUAUUAAAUGGAACCUAUUAAAAGAAUUUUAUUUUAAAAAUA